This is a messenger RNA of Rotaria sp. Silwood2, 1854 nucleotides long. The record is from the annotation of a GenBank genome assembly. NCBI's taxonomy places the organism in Eukaryota, Metazoa, Rotifera, Eurotatoria, Philodinida, Philodinidae.
AUGACUGAAGCAUCGAAUCACACUAUCUCAAAUAAAUCUUCGCUUGAUAGUGAUACGAAAACCUCACCACCUAUGUCUGUAAUGCUUGAACUAGAUGAAAUCAAUGAACUUCUUACGGUGACCAGCAUUAAACAACCAUCAAGAAACAAAUCACUUGAGUCGCUUAUUAUUCAUGAAAUACAAUCAUGGUCUUCAUUUAUUGGUGCAUCAGUUGUCGAACAACUUACUAAUGAUAUCGAUAAAUCACCUAAAUAUCCUUAUCUAUCAAAAAAUCCACGCAAUCAAUCAUUAAUCGAUCGUAAUAAACAAUACUAUUAUCGUCAUGAUGAACUUACAUGGCUUUCACUCUUUGGUACUAUGCCUGAUAUUAAUCAAAUACUUACGCACAAUCGUUUUCUUUAUGGUCAUCCUUGGUUACAAAAUUUGAUUGUUUUUAUUGAUUCAUACUUUCGUGGUGUGGGACAAGUGAUAUUCGCCAAUAAUCCCCUAUCGGGUUUAGUGAUCACAGUUGGCCCACUGAUUGGUCAAUGGCAACUUGCUUUGUAUGAUCUUUUAGGAACAAUUACAUCAACAUUAACAGCAUAUAUCAUAGAACUUGACUAUGGAUCGAUUCGAACUGAUCUCUAUGAAUAUAAUGGAUGUUUAACAGAUAUGACUAUAGCUAAUUUUUCUUUUGGAUUUCGUUCUCCACUAAUAAUUGGACCGAUCUUAUUGAUGAGUGCUUAUUCAACAAUUUUUCUUGUUGCUCUUCGAUUGGAUCUCUCACCGUUUACAUUCAGUUCACAAAUGUGUUCAUUGCUAUGGUUAUUAGGUGCAAUGAAAUUUCGAUAUUUUUUUGUUGAUGAAACACUUUUAACACCUGGACUAUUGAGUACAUUCAUUGAAAAACCUAGCCUGUCUAAUCUAACAAUCACUAAAUAUUCAGUUAUCGAUAUAUUUACUAGCUUUCCUACAAGUGCAAGUCAAGUCUAUUUUAUCAAUAAUCCUUUAACUGGUAUCAUUAUUCUUUUGGGUAUAUUAAUUUGUUCAUCAAUUCUAUCACUUUUUGCUUUAUUUGGUGCAAUAACUGGUCAAUUAUCAGCUGCUAAUCUGUUUGGACUUCCAGUCGAAACAAUCCGAAUGAGUUUGUUGGGCUGCAAUUCUGUAUUAACAUGUCAAGCACUUGGAGGAAUGUUUUUUGUUCUUAGUGGCUAUCCAAUAUGGAUUUUUACACUGUUUGGAUCUAUAAUGAGUGUUAUUGCUCAAACUGUUAUAUCUGUUUUUCUUUCUCCUAUUGGGAUUCCUUCAUUACUGUUACCAUCAAUAUUGAUUUCUUGGAUAUUUUGUUUAAUGGCCGAAUCAAGAGCUGAUGUUAAUUUGAUUGAUUAUGACUUACGUAGUCCAUUGCAUUUAGCUGCUUGUGGUGGAAAAGCAGAAUUAUGUUUGAUGCUUGUUAAAAAUUUUCGAGCUAAUGUUAAUUUAAUCGAUGAAUUCGGUGAAACACCAUUAUAUGAGGCUUUUUGUCAUGGAAAUUUUCAUUUAAUUUCAUUUCUUUAUGCGUGUGGUGCACGAAUGCCUGUUAGUAAAACAAAAGAAUUGACUUUUUGUCUAUGUGCUUUUUCAUUUGAAGGUAAUUUAAACGCAGUACAAUAUUUAGUCGCAUGUGGAGUUAAUCCGAAUUCGACAGAUUAUAAUGGACGUACAGCUCUACAUUUAGCUGUUUGUGGUAAUAAUUUUUCUAUAGUAAAAUAUUUAGUUGAAGAAAAUAAAGCAUCUUUAUCAAUCGCCGAUUAUUAUAAUCAAACUCCUAUUCAAUAUGCAUUACAUUUAACUGAUAAUCGUAUUGCUAAUUAUCUUCAAUAUUGUCGAGAUUAA